GAUAAAUAUAUAAUUGAGAUGAUUUCAAACCAAGUCUAUGAAAUUCCAAGAUAACCUUUAGAUUCCCAAGAAUAGAUGUGUAAGAAGGCUAUGAGGAGAAUGAUAGAAGCUUCAGGAUGGAAAUGUUCGGAAGAGGAACUUAAUAAAAUUUGCUAGAAUGACACUGUUACAAUAGAUAUCGUCACGAGAAGAGUUAGAUAAUAAGGGAUUAAUCCUUAAAAUCCAUAAAGUAAUUAAUAGAAUAAAAUUAUCAAGAUCUAAAUGUACCAUCACCUAAAAGUUAAAUCAAAAUGGAUAAUUUUAAUCAGUGUUGCAUCUCAGUUCAAAAAAAUUUGGAGAAUCUCAUAGAAAAGGACCAAGAAUAGGUUUAAUAGAACAUUUAAUAUCAUUAAACUCAUAUGAAUGACUAAGUAGAAUUUUUGUAAAAAAACUCUAUUAGUAUUGAUGUAAAUUGUGAACAAUUUAGAGAGAAAAUAUAACUUUUUAAUAGAGACCGAGAUUAAAUAAUAGAAAAAAUGUAAAACAUAAUAAUAAAAUUUGAUAAAAUUCUUUCUCAAAACAUUUCUUAAAAUAUAUAGGAUGACGAGUUUUAGGAUGCUUAAUAUUACGGCAUAAUUAAUUUAAUGGAGGAAGCAAUUAUAAUUAUUAAAGAAAUGAGAAUAGGAUUACAUAAUUUUAUAAGUGCGAUUGAACAAGAAAAUGGAGUAGACAUUUAAAUUAUUCAAAAAUUAUUAGAAAAAUUGAAAAGUAACUUAAUGGUGUUUUCAUACUUUGAAGAUGUUUUUAAGAAAACAAUAUAAUAGAAUAAAGAAUUUGCAGAAACUAUUAAAAAGUUGUAGAAAAAAAAAAGUGAUCUUUACAGUUAAUUGUAAGAAUUGUAACAGUCAAAAAAACAAAUUCAACUCUUAUUCAAUGAUCUAGUUUUGAAAUUAUCAGAAUAAGAUAAACAAUUUAACAAUAUUGUGAGGGAAAAUCCUUCAAAUAAUGCAGGAAUAUUAAGUAUUAUUUUUAAACUAUUUAGAUUUAUAUAAUUGUUGUGAUAGAUUCAAUGAUUAAAUGAUGUAAGCAAUAUAGAAUCUGUCUCAUAUAAUUUGCACAUUGUUUCCAAUAGAGAAUUAACAAGCAAGCAUUCAAUUAAAUCAAGAAAUUCUAGAUAAAAUGAGUAGUUUUAUCAAUAGUAUUAAAAAUGAAGAAUAAAAUAUUGACACUGAUAGUUAGGAAUAAUAAUGGGAAAGAAGUUUGGCGUUGUUUGAUUAAAUUUAUCCUAACAUUAACAACAAUUCUCUCAUUCAUAAGUACAUCAAGAGAUCUCUUGAAUGCAUUUUGGAUAUGAAAAGACAAGUUUAUGAAAAUAGGAAAAGUGUAAAAGAAUAAAUUAGAAGAAUUAAUGGAGCAUAAAAGUGAUUAAUAUA
This is a messenger RNA of Paramecium octaurelia, 1412 nucleotides long. NCBI's taxonomy places the organism in Eukaryota, Ciliophora, Oligohymenophorea, Peniculida, Parameciidae. The record is from the annotation of a GenBank genome assembly.